UAAGACCAAAUUCAAUGUUUCCAUAGUGACCAAAAUAGUAUUAUUCUUGGUACCAAAUAGAACUGUUUUAUAAUUCUGUAUAUUUAAUCUCAAUUUAUUUCCUUUAAUUUCGUCAUAUUUCUUUAAAGUAAAAAUCAAUGUCGUUAGUGGAAAUUACGCAUCAUGACGAAGUUAUAUAUAGAAUACUCGAUAAACCCCCACCAGAACCACCGAAGACACCUAGGUAUGAAUCUAAACUGGAAAAAGAGCUCAAAGCAACUAAAAUUCCACAAAGAAGACGUACUUUUGGCUAUGCUGAGACACCUUUGAAGCCGCCGGAACAAUUUCUAAAGAAAGGCGAAGGAAUUGGUCAGCCGACUAAAAAAUCGGACCACAAGUGCAUUAUGGGCAACCUACCAGCAGUGCCUAAAUGUCCGCCUCCAGAAAAGGCUAAGGAGAAGCCUAAAGUCAAUAUUAAAGUACGGAACAUAAAAGCAGUUUUAAAAGCAAAACCGAGACCAGUUGAACCAAGGUUAGUGGAUACGAGAGAUGGUCAUAUAAAAAAGAUUAAAGGUUCUGGUGAAGUUCCGGAGUACUGUCUCAGACCGGAUUUCGGACAGAUGCCCAAAUACCUUGUAAAAAGAAAUAGGAAGAUUCAGAGGAGAUUGGAAAAAAUAAGAUUAAAUGAAGAAAACAAAGAAAGUCUCUGCAAACUCAUCAACGAACAGGAGCGACAAAAACUUUUAGAUGAUCUGAAGCAAAAUUGGCAAUUAAUGCAGAAAGCUUUCUUACAAUUGCCGAUGCUCACGGACACGAUACCAAAAAUUAUAAGGAAAACUAAAAUGGAACAAGAACUGCGACAAUUGGAGAAGGAUAUCGCUCUAGUUGAAUCAAAUCCCUACAUCUAUAUAUAUGAAUGAUUGCUGUGCAAAUUAUUUCUUUAUUUGGUUA
Molecule: messenger RNA, 930 nt
Organism: Papilio machaon (common yellow swallowtail)
Lineage: Eukaryota; Metazoa; Arthropoda; Insecta; Lepidoptera; Papilionidae
Product: enkurin
Exons: 4
Coding region: 138-899 (253 amino acids)
Cellular component (GO): acrosomal vesicle
Molecular function (GO): calmodulin binding
Source: RefSeq, a predicted model, not a curated record